This is a messenger RNA of Menidia menidia (Atlantic silverside), 1001 nucleotides long. Lineage: Eukaryota; Metazoa; Chordata; Actinopteri; Atheriniformes; Atherinopsidae. The record is from the annotation of a GenBank genome assembly.
GAGUCCUUGCAUAAACAAGAGCAUGAGAGGGCAGUCAGCUGCCAGAGGAUAAUCACUUCAGCCCAAACCCUGCUGUUUGUACUGUAAAGAUGAGCAGAAUUUCUGGAAUUCUGCGGCGUACUUUCGGAGUAGUACGCGAGCAUGUCGGGACAGACCACUUUGGCAAUAAAUACUACUGUAUCCCUGAACAGAAGUCGUGGACAGGAAGGCUGGUCCGUGCCAAGCGGAUGGUGGAGCCGGCCAAUCCUGCAGAGCAUGAAUAUAUGGAGGGCAGCAUUCCGAUGGAGUGGGAUGCUUGGAUCCGAGGCAGACGGAAAGAGCCCCCCUCCGUCGAGGAGCUAAUGGAGAACGAAUCACAGAGGGAGCAGAUCAAAGUGAAGGCCAGGGAGGUGGAGGAGAAAGAUCUGGCUCUACAGGCUAAAGAGUACAUGGAAGGUCUGGUGGCAACUCCUGCAAAGACUGUGAGCCAGGGCCACGCAGCUGCCACCAGCUUUGGCAAGCAGGAGAUCAGUGAGGAGCCAACCAGCACCGCCAACGCGUUUCAGCCUGGUUCCUGGAUGCCCUCCUCCAAGAAAUAGACUGAGACAUCAACAGAGACUGAAACAUCACUGCACUGUAACGCAAUCCACCAAAAAGCCCCCAAAAAACACGUUGAGGUUUGGUAUCUGAAACUCCUCUAUGACUCAAUCUGAGUCAACAACUUUUCUGCUUAUCUAACCUCCUGCCAACAGUGAUAAUUGAAUUAUUAACAGAGGAUAAUUGAACUACAAAAACUUCAAAUAAUCAUUGGUUCUUCUAUGGCAGUAAGUUGUUUCACAUCUUUUCUUUUCUAGAUGCAGUUGCUCAGCUAAAUGUACCUUUAUCUUUUCUCUCAAUGAUUCAGCAGUUAGUGCUGCUCUCUGUCCGAUAAACUUCUCGUGACUUGUAUUUAUUUGUAAAUGUCCAUUUUCUUUUUCAUUUAAGUCUUCUGUUGAGCUGUGAAUAAAUGCCAUCUGAUUCAU